AUGUUCUCCAGGAAUAAUAAAAAUUCUGCUAUGCAGAGAGUUUUGACUCUAUUGUCUGUGAAAGGAGAUGCUAAUGAUGAGGUAAGAUUACAAGACAUAGAUGCAGAAAUGUUUGUGUUGAAUCAAUGUGAAACUGUUAAAAUGAUUGAUGUGAAGAAAGUACUGAUUGGUCGUCUUCUGUGCGACAGUGAGGAAUUUGAGUGGCUGAACAGAAAAUUACCACAACACAUACCACAUCGUUACAGUGACAGUAUGUCAAAAAAACAACAGGUUUUUACAUUAAAAAUCAUGUUCAAGGAUGAGUCAAAAAAUGAGUAUUGUUUAAAUAUCAUGAGUGACUAUGAGGACCAAAUAAUAGAGUGGUACACAAAGGCAUAUGGUAAUACAGAUAUGUUAGAUAGGCAUGGGGUUGUUUUGGGUGGAGAUACGCUGACCAGGGAGAGGCUGCAAAAUGCCAAAAAUAUAAGACUGUUAGCAUUGAUACCAAGGGGUUGUUUUUUAAAUUUGGCUCCAGUGACAUGUGAACUUGAUUAUGUCAUCUUUAAUAUCUUUUACAUUAGUCGCAACAUCCCUAUUACAGUAAUGUAA
Molecule: messenger RNA, 588 nt
Organism: Mytilus trossulus (common blue mussel)
Lineage: Eukaryota; Metazoa; Mollusca; Bivalvia; Mytilida; Mytilidae
Exons: 4
Coding region: 1-588 (195 amino acids)
Source: RefSeq, a predicted model, not a curated record